AUGAUCGCCUCAAACCUGGCAGCGCCGUUGGCGCCCCAGCCUCAAGGAGCGCGCUCAUGCCCAAAGGCCAAGGUGCCCUUCAAUUGGGCGAAUACCGAGCCGCCUUUGGCGCUUGCCAAUGAAUGGCGAGGAGAAGGAGAAGUCGAAUGUGGAGAAGAAGACUCGAAACACAGCGAUGGAAGUGCUGAUAGUAGCAGCUGUGAUGAGGAUGACCUGGAUCUUCUGCAGCGUAAGCUUGCUGCUGGUGGCAGCAGCAAGGUGUCCAAGGGCCACUUGGCGCUGCUCGGCACUGGGCUCCUGUGCUUUACCAUGGGCGGGCUCUCCAACGAGGUGACGGGCCUCUUCCUAGGGCAGCUGGUGGAGGACUUCGAGUUGAGCCCUGCUCAGGCCAGCCUGGUGGUCACCGGAUAUACGUUGGGCAUCGCUUUCGGCCUCGCCAUUUGCAGCCGCCUGGGCGACACGUUGGGCCGCCGCUUUUUGACCCGGCUCGGUUUGGUCAACGCCGUUUGCGCCGCUGCAACGAUCCUUACGGCCGUCAGGUUCGAGAUACUGGUGCUGGCGCGCGCUGCUUUGGGCCUCUCCACUGGGCUUUUCUUCGUGACAGUUCCUGCGCUGCUGGCAGAGGGCCUGCCAACUGACAAGGUGGAGGGCUACCUUGCAACUUACCCAAGCGGCUGGCCCUUGGGUGCACUAGCGGGAAUCCUCUUGGCCAGCCACCCGUGGCGUUCUGUGCUGGGUCUUGGGCCUUUGCUGGUGGCAACAGCACUGCUGCCGCUGCUCUUCUGGCUGCCCGAGUCCCCAAAGUAUUUGCUUAUGAAGGGCCAGAAGGCUGCUGCCGCAGCGUCGCUGCGGAAGCUGGGGACGGUCAAGGCCUUGGAGGGGCCCGAGGAGACAAUGGACUCCGAGUGCCGCGUAUCCUUCCCCAGGAUGGCUGCCACCUUGAUGUGCCGAGAAGCGGCGUCCACGCUGGUGAAGAUUUGGUUGCCGAUUUGGGUGGGCUCCACUUCCAAAGCCGUCGAAGCGAUGCUCCUGAUGUAUGUGCUGGAGAUCUUGGGCAUCCUGACCACCGGCCAAUUGGUGGCGGCCGCCAGCAGUGAGAGGACCCUGGCGCAGGGGGCGCGAAUCAACAUGCUGGCAGGCUGUGCAGCGAGCCUGGGCUGCCUGCUGUGCAAAGGCCACAUGUUGGCAGCUGGUCUGCUGGGUGCGUCGCACUUGGUGGCGCAGGCCAAUGCCUCCAACCUGCUGCAAACUCUGUUCACCUGUGCCACCGGCGCUGCACAGCGUGGGACGCUGCUGGCGCGGCUGGGCCUGCUGGGCUAUCUGAGCGGCAGCCUUAUUCCGUCCCUGGCCGGCCUCCUGGUUUCUGUCCAUGGCGGCGUCUUCCACAACGUGCACUACAUGCUCCUAAUUGCCGCCGCGCUCUACUGCGUGGGUGCGCUCACCACGCCCGUCAAGUGA
Effrenium voratum is the source of this 1458-nucleotide messenger RNA. Lineage: Eukaryota; Dinophyceae; Suessiales; Symbiodiniaceae. The record is from the annotation of a GenBank genome assembly.